UCGAUUUGUUAUCAGUUUUAUCUUUCUCUUUUUACUCUUUUUUCUUUUCUUGAGCGGAAUCGCUUCUGCGGAUCACAUUACUUGAAUCUUUGUGAUUUGUUUUUUUCUACUGUUACCAUGACGAGACAGUUGUGUCGUGAAAAGAAAGUCGCGGUGGUGCCUGCUUCGGUCAUUCAACGCAAUCUUAAAAAGAAGGACGCCAAUAACCUCGACAUUCAACACACUCACUGCAGAAAGCUUCCAUCGCGGUGCAAAGCGUGCGUAAGUAAGAAGGAAGCCGUCUGUCUGUUUGACCAUUUUCGCGCAUUCAAAAAGGGCGCCAGUGGCGAUCCUAUCUAUAACCCGUAUUUCCCUUCCACCUCCGCUCCCGACACCCUUCAAGCCGUCCCAUGUCGCGUCAUGAUCGGCUCAGACCGUGAUCAGAAAAAGUACAUUCUAAGGACCAUCCGCAGUGCAUUCGUAAAGUUGUUGGAACAAGAUCUUGCCCUGUACGAUCGUUAUCGCGCAACCGUCCGUCGUCGUCCACCGGUGCUUCACAUGCUUCAUCUGUGUGAUUUCUGUGCGGCUGCAAUUUUCAAUAUCCAUUGGAUGUGUGCGGUGUGCGGUAUGGACAUUUGCCCCGAUUGUUUCCAUCUGCAGUGGGACAGCGACAAGAAAUAUCGAUCGAUCUCUCGUUGCACUUAUCGCCGAAUCCACACCAAAGGUCAUAUGAUUCCCGUGGUUAAACACACCCAAGAAGCAUUGUCACAGUUACGAAACGAUGCCAUAGCAAUGAAAAUGGAUGAUCCACUUCUCACAAAUGCCUCGAUUCCCCUACUAUGUAAUGAACCGGCGCCAUGCGAACACGAUACCAAUAUUGCCACGAUUGACUCCCUUUCCGCCAAUAACGACAAUAGGAUGGAAACCACUGAGGAUGAUAAAAAUGACGUGCUCGUGUUGCCCUACCAACAAAUGAGUUCGACUUUGUUUCAACAAGAAUGGAAAAAGGGGAAACCAGUCAUGAUUCAGCAAGUGGAUCAGAAAAGCCAAGCGGAUUGGUCACCAUCGUAUUUCAUCAACACGUAUGGCAACGAGAAGAUUGAUGCCAUUGAUUGCAGUACCGGUAUUUUUGAACCGUCAACGGUUCGGGAGUACUUUGAAGGGUUUGAUGAUCCAUCCAAGCGUGCAAGUUAUGACCCCACAAGCAAGACAUCGAAAACCCUGAAAAUCAAGGAUUGGCCGCCCAAAGACGAUUUCAAGAACCAAUUCCCCAUCCUGUACGAUGAUUUUAUGCGGAUGUUGCCUGUUCCCGAGUACUGCACGGCUGAUGGCUAUUGCAAUCUGUCGAACCGGCUUCCCGAUGACUUUAUUCGACCAGAUCUCGGGCCAAAAAUGUUUAUUGCUUACGGAUCGGUCAGUGGCGAGAAAGAUGUGGGCACCACGAAUCUCCAUUGUGACAUGUCGGAUGCCGUCAACAUUAUGUGCUACGCGUGUCAGGACGACGAUCAACCCGCCGCGGUAUGGGACAUUUUUCCCUAUGAAGCACUACCCAAGUUGCAAACGUUUGUUCAAAAGCUGGCGGUCGAGCAAGGCUUCAAGAAUAUUGGCCAUCCCAUUCACAGCCAAUGGAUAUACCUCAAUGAUCAAUUGCGUCAACGUCUUUUCGAAGAAUACAGCGUCAAAAGCUGGCGACUGUAUCAAAACCCGGGUGAUGCGGUUUUUAUUCCUGCAGGGUGUGCUCAUCAAGUGAGCAAUUAUCACAGCGCCAUCAAAUGCGCAUAUGAUUUCGUCAGUCCCGAAAACGUCAAUCGUUGUGAAGACAUCAAUCAUCAAGUACGUCAGGUAAAAAGGCAAGAUGUAUUGCAGCUCAAAAAUACCAUGUUAUAUGCCUGGGUGAGCGUCUACAAAGACUAUAUGGAUUUGUAAAAAAAAAAAAAAAAACCUAUCUCUGUAAAUACAACAUGUGGGCCUUUUUCUUUCCCCUACUAUUUCAUUAUUCCAAAGCCAAGGCAUCAGUACCAUUCUAUUAUCAUUCUCUCCCUUCUCUCUUUAUCUCCACGUAUGGAUUAUCAUUUUUAUGUCGAUAAAUACCAUCUUUUAUUUUUCUUUUUUUUUUUCUUGAAAAAAGCCUCGCUGAGCCUGGAUAGAUAAAAUUGGUCACCAAAAAAUAUGCAUUCACAGUCUCCUAUAGACAAAGAAUUAAAAGCUAU
Radiomyces spectabilis is the source of this 2189-nucleotide messenger RNA. RefSeq lists its product as uncharacterized. Gene Ontology annotation, cellular component: histone deacetylase complex; chromatin. Bases 118 to 1905 code for a protein of 595 amino acids. Gene Ontology annotation, molecular function: transcription coregulator activity; chromatin DNA binding; histone H3K9 demethylase activity. The record is from RefSeq and is a predicted model, not a curated record. Gene Ontology annotation, biological process: regulation of transcription by RNA polymerase II. The transcript is spliced from 2 exons. NCBI's taxonomy places the organism in Eukaryota, Fungi, Mucoromycota, Mucoromycetes, Mucorales, Radiomycetaceae.